AUGAAGUUCUCUCUCUUCCUCGCCGCCGCCACCGCCGGCCUUGUCUCCGCCGCCCCGGGCACCAAGCUCGUCCAGCGCAACUACUCCCCGCUCGUCCCCCGCUCCGACCGCCGGUCCAGGUUCAGCUCCAAGCCCAACCAGCGCCUUGAGUCCGAUGUCUUCUCCCUUGACUCCACCUCCACCGCAUCCACCGACAAGAACGUCGAGUACUCGUCCAACUGGGCCGGCGCCGUCAAGAUUGGCACCGGCUACAACCACGUCACCGGCACCAUCGUCGUCCCCGACGUCAGCGGUUCCAGCGGCUCCGCCGCCUCCGCUUGGGUCGGUAUUGACGGCGACACCUGCCAGACCGCCAUCCUCCAGACCGGUAUCUCCUUCUACGCCGACGGCACCUUUGACGCCUGGUACGAGUGGAUCCCCGACUACGCUUACAACUUCAACAACUUCGGCGUCAGCGUCGGCGACUCCAUCCGCAUGACCGUCGAUGCCUCCUCAAAGACCAAGGGUGUUGCUACCCUGGAGAACCUGACCACCGGCAAGAAGGUCACCCACUCCUUCACCAGCACCCCCUCUUCUCUCUGCGAGACCAACGCCGAGUGGAUCGUUGAGGCUUUCCAGGAGAACGGCAGCCAGGUCACUCUUGCUGACUUCGGCACCGUCACCUUCACUGGUGCUUCCGCUUCUGGAUCUUCCGGCUCUACUACUCCCGCCGGUGCCGAUAUCAUUGAUAUCUCCCCCAACCGCGGCUCUACCAUCCUUGCUUCGGCCUCCGUCAGCGGCAGCUCCGUCACUGUCAAGUACGUUGGUUAA
Messenger RNA from Colletotrichum karsti, 810 nucleotides. Its product is annotated as peptidase A4 family protein. Lineage: Eukaryota; Fungi; Ascomycota; Sordariomycetes; Glomerellales; Glomerellaceae. Gene Ontology annotation, biological process: proteolysis. The coding region runs from base 1 to 810 and encodes 269 amino acids. The transcript has a single exon. The record is from RefSeq and is a predicted model, not a curated record. Gene Ontology annotation, molecular function: glutamic-type endopeptidase activity.